Diabrotica virgifera virgifera (western corn rootworm) is the source of this 2011-nucleotide messenger RNA. RefSeq lists its product as uncharacterized. Bases 663 to 1775 code for a protein of 370 amino acids. The transcript is spliced from 3 exons. The record is from RefSeq and is a predicted model, not a curated record. NCBI's taxonomy places the organism in Eukaryota, Metazoa, Arthropoda, Insecta, Coleoptera, Chrysomelidae.
UUUAGUACAAUAACAUACCUUCUAUUUCACAAAAAUAAAUUGGGAUGUUUGUUUUUUCAUGAAAUGCCUCCGCUUCGCGUUUAUAAGAUGAUAUUAAGGAGUUAUUUUUAAAAUGAUUUCGAAAACGACGAUCGAAGAAUUGACUGACCGACCCAACGAAUCCGAUCGAAAGGUUUCUACAAAAUGUCACGGCAUUUAUAGAACAAGCAUAGGUGGCUGUGUGUAAAGAAUCCGAAAAGAAGCCCAAGGAAGGUUUAAAAGGUGAAAAAAUUUGAUGAAUUGUAAAGAAAAUACUAAAAAAACAAUGUUAUUGCCAUAUAUGUAAUGAAACUACAUAUUAUACUUUCAUCAUUUUAAUAUUGCUGUGCUCCAAGAUGUCAUCUCAAAUUGGAAUUUCAAAUUGGAACGCAGUCAGCCAACGUUAGAAAUUCGGAACACACUCCUGGCCUGCCGAACCGUCACUAGCUGAGAAGAGAUUGGAUUGACAGACGUCGUCAUUUAUGAAAUGUCAAGCAUUUAUGAAACUUUUAUUUUCACUUAUUUGUAGAAAUAAUCAUAGAUUGGGAAUAUUGACAUUAAAUGUCGUUUCUUUAUUCUAGAGCAACACAGCUGUCCUUAUUCCUAUAAAUAUCAUUACAAAACGACAUUACUAGUCAAAAAAAAUGGAGAAAUUAAAGUUCCAGUUUACAAUACAGGGAUCCGCAGAUGGAAAAACGAAUGAAAUAUGUAUAACAGCAAUUGAAACUCCAGAUGGACGUGUUUUUGAGCUCCCAGAAGAAUUCAAGCAGGUAAAUAAACAUACAUACCUAGCGAAAUGUAAUGUAUUUAUGAAAGUAAAAAAUUCUUUGAAAAAAAGAGGUCAAAAAAGAAAUUUAUGGGUACCAUUAGAUAUUGAAAUGAGAAAGAUAUAUUUAGAUGAUGGUGAGAAUUUACAAUUUGGGGAACAGUAUUUAGAUGAGAAAACACAAUCUGUAGUUGCUACUUAUGAAAAAGAAAUACCAUCAAUAAAAAAUUUAAGCAGAGUAACUGAAAGUUUUUUGAUUGAAAAAUUUUCUAUAAAAAUACCGAAUGCUUGUCAGUGGAUGGAAGACUUUGAGAGAGAGUGCGAACGAUUUGAAAUCAUAGAUGAUGAACAGAAAAUAGAGUCAUUAAAAUACUUACUUGAAAAACAAUGUUUAGAUUGGUACAGUAGCAUGAUAAUUAAAUACACAGUACAAUCAGAUUGGAAAAUUUGGAAAACAAACUUUUGUGAUGCAAAUGAAAAGAAAGGUUGGUCUCAAAUCAAAUACGCAUUCACAUUCAAAUAUCAAAGUGGUUCUCUUAUAGAAUAUGCAACAAAAAAAGAAAGAUUAUUAUUGGAAGUAAAUAAAACAAUCGACAAUGACACAUUAAUAAACCUUAUUGUAUUAGGUUUGCCAGACGACAUAAUGAAUAAACUUGAUAAAUAUUCAUUGAUUUCAACUACUCAUCUAUUUAGUGAGUUGAACAAGAAUGAAUACUUGGUAAACAAGCAAGGUAAAAGACAGAAAGUAUUCUUAGAUUUUAAAGAAAAAGUUGAAGAAAAACAAUACAAAACCAGCCAAAGAUUAUACAAAGAACAAAAACACAUAUGCAGUAUUUGUGAAAAGCUUAAAAAAGGAACACGUUACCACUUAGAAUCAGCAUGUUGGUAUAAGGCAAAAGAUAAUCACAAUGACAAAGAUAGUCAAAUUCAACUUAUCAACAACUCAGAAAUAGAAUGUGAACUACAAAAUGAAAAUCAAAAAAACUGCUAGUGUUGCCAUUAAUAAAAGUAAAAUUAGUACUGAAUAGCAAUUUUGAGAUUUUUGGAAUAUAUGAUUCAGGUUCAAAUGUCUCAUUAAUAAAUUCAAAAUUGUUGAAAAUAAAUAAUGAAAGACUAAUUAAUCCUAGAGGUACUAAUUUAAAAACUAUUAAUGGCCUUAAAAAAACAAAUGGAAUGGUCAAAUUAAGUAUAAAAAUUUUUGACGUAGAAAACACACACAAUUACACA